GUAGGGAUCCAGCGGCAUUUAUUGCAAUGGGUGUUCUCUCUCACCAUCGUGAACUUACCAUGUUGCACGAUAAGCAUCGAAGCGGCGGAUGCUGGAUUGGCCGCGCAGAAGGCUUUGACUGACAAGCUCUCUCUCUCGCUAGUCUUGCAGCGUAGCAGUCUUUGUCUGGACUCUACACAGCCUGUCACGGUGGGUUGUAUUCUGAGCUUUCUUCACUCGUAAGGCGCGCGCUUGUUGUUUCGUUUUUUCGUGGAUGUGAACCAUCGCGCUUCGUUUGACCUCAAUUCGGGUUACUGUGAGAUAGUGCGGUGCGGAUGGUGCUGCGGUGGAUUUUGAGGAGCUGGGGAUGUCGUAGAGGAUCGAUUGCUGGCUUUUGACAACUCCGUUUUCCUAAGCUGCGGUGCGUGAUUGAUGUGGUUGUCGUCGUCGGAGUGGAGAGGUUGCAGCGGUGAGGCGGGUGUCCGCCCCUAGCGUUCUUCCUGUUGCUGAACUUUGGCGUUGACGUGACGUGCUGAACGCCAGCGACUCUUACUGAGUGACAUAGUCUCGCGGGCGCGUGGUGGAGAUCAUGCUUGCAUUUCUUUGUGGAUUUUGGCUGAACCUGGAUCUCGAAGUUCUACUAAACUGCAUGGAAGGGAACAACAGAAUAAGAGCAAGACUUGCAUUUACAGCAUAACGUCAAUGUCGAAGGAUGUUUCGUGUUCAUGCCUAUAUUUCGUCCUUUUUUUCUGGGUCACAUGUGGGGAAGAUGUGAAGGCAGUUGCGUGGUUUCCUGCAAGAUAAACAAAUGAAAAUAUUCAAAAUGAGGGGCGAGCUUUCAAGGUUUCGCCAAUAUUGGCUCGCUGUGUUCAUAAUAUGUUUAUUAGAUAUAACUCAUAGAGAGGCUGGGGUUCUCACUGUUGGAGCCACUUGCGUUCCGGACCUAGGAUGUCAAACCUUAGCAUACUACAGAGUGCAAGCUGGUGAUAACCUUCAGGUAUUGAAUGGCCGGUUCCAGAUAACUAAUGCUGAUGUGCAAGCUUACAACCCUAACGUUUCCGACAUCAACCUGAUUCUAGCUGGCACAACCCUUUACCUUCCCUUCCAUUGUGAUUGUAUGAACGGUAUACUGCUUCACCACUUUUCUUACGUGGUUGCCGAAGGCGAAACUCUACAAACUAUCGCAGACGUAAACUAUCAAAGGCUGACCACGACGAGCGAUAUUGCAGAUGUCUCCAAUCUUGCCGCAAACCAACAUAUUCAAGCGUUACAAACUAUCACUAUUCCUGUGAGAUGCUUUUGCGGUGAUCCGAGCGUGGACCCUAAGUAUGGUCUGUUUAGCACAUAUGUGGUGCAAGCCAACGACCACCUCGCAAGUCUCGCAACAAAGUUCAGUGUAGAUCCAGACGUUAUAUCAAACUUCAAUGCUGGUGUCAAAAAUCUUUCUGUGGGUUCAAUUAUCUUCAUUCCAACAAGGGAUGGAAACAAUACUUUUCCUCCUUUUGGCAACUCCAAGAGUAGUGACAAUGGUUUAAGCAGAUCAACCAUUUAUAUCAUUGUUGGAAGUAUUAUUGGAAUAAUUGUUUUUAUUGUUUUCUUGUUUGCAAUAAUUUUUGGAUGUAAAUAUUAUUGUAGAUGGGCUCUAACAAUGCAAUUUGAUAAUCAAGAAUCAGCUUUCUUAUCUUCUACAAAUACAUCAAGUAAUAUGCCUUCAAGAUCACCAUCAAUAAUGUUGACUGAUCUAAAAUCAGUUGAAUUUUCAUAUGAAGAAUUAUCUGAAGCUACCAACAAUUUCAAUUUAUCUCAAAAGAUUGGUCAAGGUGGUUUUGCCUCUGUUUACUACGGUGUUAUUCGCAAUCAGAAGUUGGCCAUUAAAAUGAUGAACAUACAAGCUACAAAGGUGUUUUUAGCUGAAUUGCAAGUCUUAAGUAAUGUACAUCAUUCUAAUUUGGUGCAAUUGGUUGGAUUUUGUACUACAAAGAAUUUGUUUCUUGUAUAUGAGUUUAUUAAUAAUGGAACUCUCGACCAUCAUCUUCAUCGUAAAAACUUUGAUGAUAAGCCUCCACUUUCAUGGACACAAAGGGUUCAAAUCUCUUUAGAUGCUGCUCGUGGAUUAGAAUACAUUCAUGAACACAUCAAUCCAACGUACAUACAUGGCGACAUCAAAUCAGCCAACAUCCUCUUAGAUAAUAAUUAUCAUGCUAAGGUAGCAGAUUUUGGUUUGGCAAAGCUAGCAGAAGAAGGAAUUGGUACUCGUGUCCUUGGCACAAUUGGUUACAUGCCACAAGAAUAUGCUUUGUAUGGUGAAGUUUCUCCAAAACUAGACGUAUAUGCUUUUGGAAUUGUUUUAUAUGAAAUAAUAUCCGGAAGAACAGCCAUUUCAAUUGCACAACCUUCAGAAAAUAGUCAAUCUUCUUCAAUUCAAAAUCGAGAAGGAAGGACACUCCAAUCUUUGUUUGAACCAAUUGUAAGUGAUCCAAAUGGCAUUACAUUACUCCCAAAAUACAUUGAUCCAGCUCUCAAUGACGAAUAUCCAAUAGAUGCUGUUUGGAAGAUGGCGCAAUUGGCAAAAUGGUGUACUCAAUUUGAGGCCAAUACAAGACCAACUAUGAGAUCUGUUGUUGUAAAAUUGAUGACAUUAACAUCAAGUACUCAAGAAUGGGAUGUUGGUCAUUUUAGAUGAGAUUUCUGUUAAACAUGUCUAUUAGUAAGUCAUAAUCAUUUAUCCAAAGCUUUUUUUGAAAAAUAAAAAUGUGCUUAUUCUUA
Molecule: messenger RNA, 2745 nt
Organism: Physcomitrium patens
Lineage: Eukaryota; Viridiplantae; Streptophyta; Bryopsida; Funariales; Funariaceae
Product: chitin elicitor receptor kinase 1-like
Biological process (GO): protein phosphorylation; innate immune response
Molecular function (GO): transmembrane receptor protein kinase activity; ATP binding
Source: RefSeq, a predicted model, not a curated record